This is a messenger RNA of Arabis nemorensis, 249 nucleotides long. NCBI's taxonomy places the organism in Eukaryota, Viridiplantae, Streptophyta, Magnoliopsida, Brassicales, Brassicaceae. The record is from the annotation of a GenBank genome assembly.
AUGUCAAAAGUAACGAGCGGUGAAGAAAAGAUGUGGUGCGGUCACUGCGGUGUUAAAACUCCCACUCGCCGUGAAGGAAAAGCCGGUUCGGUCAAGUCUUGCAAUUGGUGUGGGAAAGUGUUGGCGGAUGAGACCGGGACUGCUGAAGAAUAUAAUCAACUCUUCCUUCAACUUCAAGCGAUACAAAACGACGCAGACUCCGGUUUGGGCAAGACAACUCGACGUAAAACAAAGACAAUCCGGACUUGA